This is a messenger RNA of Orbilia oligospora ATCC 24927, 1011 nucleotides long. RefSeq lists its product as uncharacterized. NCBI's taxonomy places the organism in Eukaryota, Fungi, Ascomycota, Orbiliomycetes, Orbiliales, Orbiliaceae. Bases 1 to 1011 code for a protein of 336 amino acids. Gene Ontology annotation, molecular function: NAD binding; hydroxypyruvate reductase [NAD(P)H] activity; glyoxylate reductase (NADPH) activity. The record is from RefSeq and is a predicted model, not a curated record. The transcript has 5 exons. Gene Ontology annotation, cellular component: cytosol.
AUGGCAACACAGAAACCAAAGUUGCUGUUAUUGGGCGAAAUCGAGCAUGCCUUCGAGCCAUACGCCGCCCUUUCCGAGUACGCUGAGCUUGUCACUCCAAAGUCGACGAACCGAGAGGAAUUCAUUGAGGAAUGCAAAUCCGGUGGGCUUGAUGGCGUCGUUGUCGCCUUUAGAACAUUCACCAGUGUCUCCAUAACCGGGAGAAUAGAUGCUGAACUUGUUCAGGCGCUGCCUCAAAGCCUGAAAUUCAUUUGUCAUAAUGGCGCUGGGUAUGAUCAGCUAGAUAUCCAACCGCUCACAGAUCGCAAGAUCCGUGUUUCAAAUGUCCCCACCGCCGUCGACGAUAGUACUGCCGACGUCAAUAUGUUUCUCAUCCUCGGUGCGCUCCGAAACUUCAACAUAGGAAUGACAGCCCUGCGAGCGCGAGAGUGGCGAGGGGCUGCGACUUUGGGCAAUGAUCCACAAGACAAGGUCCUCGGGAUCAUUGGGAUGGGGGGUAUUGGGCAGACAUUGAAGAGGCGUGCUGAGGCCUUUGACAUGAAGAUUCAGUACUACAAUCGUAAACAAUUAGACCCUGACCAAGAGCAAGGUGCCAAAUAUGUUUCGUUUGAUGAGUUGCUGGCUACUUCGGAUGUCAUCAGUAUGAAUCUUCCUUUGAAUGCACACACCCGUCACAUAAUAUCGACGGCCGAAUUUGCGAAGAUGAAGGACGGAGUAGUCAUUGUCAAUACUGCUCGUGGAGCCGUCAUAGAUGAAGCCGCCUUGGUUACAGCACUUAAUAGCGGAAAGGUUCGCAGUGUCGGAUUGGAUGUCUUUGAGGAGGAGCCAACUAUCCACCCAGGACUUCUUGAUAACCCAAGUGUCAUGCUCAUUCCACACAUGGGAACCUUCACUGUUGAGACUCAAACCAAAAUGGAGGUCUGGAACAUCGAGAACGCCAAGAUGGCCCUUACUCAGGGUCAACUGAAGUCGCCAGUUCCAGAACAGGCUAACGUCACUGAUUGGGAUUGA